This is a messenger RNA of Durusdinium trenchii, 430 nucleotides long. Lineage: Eukaryota; Dinophyceae; Suessiales; Symbiodiniaceae. The record is from the annotation of a GenBank genome assembly.
AGGCCUUCUUUGCUUGGCAUCUGCUCCUGGUGGCUGGCAGCACAAUCCAUCCAUUUGCACCGAUGAUGGCCCAGCUCCAGGGGUGUGCUUUUGGCAAGGAGGAGGUGCUGCUGCGCGGUGCAGCGGUGGCAUGGGCCAGUUUCCAUCCACAGUUGCGCGGAGAAUUUGUCCUUGCCGAGAGCGAAAGGAGCAGGAGGAGAGCGCCAGUGCCUUUAUGUCCAACUUUAAUAUUGCAGCUGCAUGCCUGGCAAAUGCCGAACGUGGAACAGGCCUCCCACCAGUUCCCGACUUCGCGGGCGCGGGCGUCAACGCAGCUGCGCGCUGGACUUGCUUGCGGAAGCUCUUCAGGCCUAGCCUGGAGAUUCUUCAUGCAGCUGCAGCGCUGAGAUGUGCUCAGACCUGUUGAACUUUCCGCUGGGUGAGUCAGAAA